AUGGGCCCUAUGCCACCUGCUCGUCUCAUGCCUUCUCCUCCAUUUUCCACUGUGAUGUUGGAUUUAUUUGGACCCUAUCAGGUAAGAGGAGAGGUUCAAAAACGCACUACUGGUAAAGCAUGGGGGGUCAUUUUUACUGAUCUUUGUUGCAGGGCUGUUCACAUUGAAGUGGUGUUUGGAUAUGACACACAGUCAUUUUUGCUGGCAUUGUCUCGUUUUGCAGCUAUUCGAGGAUGGCCGUCUGUUAUCUAUUCAGACCCUGGUUCUCAACUUCUAGGUGCUAGCGUUGAACUAGCACGAGCAUGGGCCGAUAUAGAUAAAGACGUUCUUUUGAGACAAGGCUCAGAUAUGGGUCUAAAUUGGAAAUUUGGGCCUGCUGACAGUCCAUGGUAUCAAGGUGCUGUAGAAUCAUUGGUAAAGUCUGCUAAAAAAGCAAUUGACCUAAGUGUGAAAAAUCAGAGAUUAUCUGUGCCUGAAAUUCUCACUGUCUUUACACAAGUUGCAGAUUUGCUUAAUGAAAGACCAAUAGGAGUGAUGCCCAGUGUUGAUUCUACUCUCAAUAUCCUUACUCCCAAUUCUCUACUUCUUGGUAGAUCUACUUCUAGAAAUCCUGGAGGUUAUGAUGCAAAUCCUUCCUUGAGAUUCCGUCUCACUUUAGUAGAAGGCUGUGUAAAACAGUUCUGGGAGCAAUGGAAGAAUCUCUUUGCACACACUCUUGUCCAUCAAACGAAGUGGUUUAAAGGGAAUCGAGACUUGAAAGUGGGAGAUGUUGUUAUAGUACCUGAUAGCAAUGUUCUCAAGGGAGAAUAUCGUCUUGCAAAGGUUACUGAAGUUUUCCCUGGUACUGAUGGUCUUGUAAGAAGGGUGAAAGUGUCUUAUAAAAAUUAUAGAGUGGGAGAAAAAGUUCAUGAGUACAAGGGUGCUAAGAAUAUUGAGGUAGAGAGAUCUGUCAGAAGAUUGGGUUUAUUAAUUCCUAUUGAGGAUAUGUAA
This is a messenger RNA of Lingula anatina, 990 nucleotides long. RefSeq lists its product as uncharacterized. Gene Ontology annotation, biological process: DNA integration. The record is from RefSeq and is a predicted model, not a curated record. NCBI's taxonomy places the organism in Eukaryota, Metazoa, Brachiopoda, Lingulata, Lingulida, Lingulidae. Gene Ontology annotation, molecular function: nucleic acid binding.